CGAGCUUGCAGAGCGGAGAGAUAGCCGCGCUCAUAGUAGAAGCUCUCAGACCAGUCAGUGGCUUCAUGGAGUUAUGCACCUCUGAUGCGCCGCCAUGGAUUGCAAUUCGCGAUCACAGCUUUUCGUUUUAACGCUUUUAUUGUCUCUCGUGCUUCCAACUUUCUCCGUCGUUUAUCCUCCAAAUGAAGUGAACCUGUUAGAUUCUAAAGCAAGUCAAGGAGAGUUAGGAUGGAUUUCCUACCCGUCUCAUGGGUGGGAGGAGAUCAGUGGGGUGGAUGAGCAUUAUACGCCCAUCAGGACUUUCCAGGUGUGCAAUGUAAUGGAGUACAGCCAGAACAACUGGCUUCGCACCAACUGGAUCCCUCGUCAGUCAGCCCAGAAAAUCUACGUGGAACUCAAGUUCACACUGAGGGACUGCAACUCAAUCCCAUUAGUCCUGGGCACAUGCAAAGAGACCUUCAACCUUCUCUACUUGGAGACCGAUGAUGACCAAGGCAGUCACUUCCGAGAACACCAGUUUUCCAAGAUCGACACCAUAGCUGCGGAUGAAAGUUUUACUCAAAUGGACCUGGGCGACCGCAUUCUCAAACUCAACACCGAAGUGCGUGAAGUUGGACCCUUGACAAAGAAGGGCUUCUACCUGGCAUUCCAGGAUGUGGGUGCCUGUGUAGCUUUAGUAUCUGUGAGGGUUUACUUUAAAAAGUGCCCAAAUAUUGUGAAGAAUCUGGCCUCCUUUCCUGACACGGUACCAGUGGACUCCCAGUCACUGGUUGAGGUGAAAGGUUUAUGUGUCAAUAACUCCAAAGAGGAGGAAGCUCCACGAAUGUACUGCAGCACAGAGGGCGAGUGGCUCGUGCCAAUCGGGAAGUGUCUGUGCAACCCAGGCCACGAAGAAAGAAGCAACACCUGUAAACUGUGCAAGUCCGGAUUUUACAAGUCCACACUGGGAAACAUGGAGUGUUCCAAGUGUCCGCCUCAUAGUUACGCUCACCACGAAGGCUCGUUACAUUGUGGAUGUGAGAAGAAUUACUUCCGUGCUGAGGGAGACCCAGACUUCAUGGCCUGUACACGCCCUCCCUCAGCUCCUCGUAACGUUAUCUCCUCCAUCAACGAGACCUCGGUUAUCCUAGACUGGAGCUGGCCGGAGGACACAGGUGGCCGCAGAGACCUCACCUUUACCGUCCUCUGCAAACGAUGUCGAGGCGGGGCUGCGAACGGCAGCAAUGGCGGCAGCCCGCGGUGUGAUCCCUGCCGGAGCAACGUACGCUUCAUUCCAAGAGCCACGGGCCUCCAAAACACCACCGUGACCGUAGGAGACCUGCUAGCCCACACAAACUACACGUUCGAGAUCGAGGCGCAGAACGGAGUCUCGUCGCUGGCGCCCAAGAUGAGGCAGUAUGCCGCUGUCACCAUCACCACCAAUCAAGCCGCUCCCUCUCCAGUAAUAGUGAUCAAAAAGGAGAAGACAUCCCGGAAUAGCGUUUCCUUGUCUUGGCUGGAGCCAGAGAGACCGAACGGCAUUAUUCUCGACUACGAGAUCAAAUACUAUGAAAAGGAAGAGCAGGAGACCAGCUACACGAUCCUUCGGGCCCGAGGUUGUAACGUGACUCUGAAUGGUCUCAAGCCCAACACUGCCUACCUGCUGCAGAUCCGAGCCCGCACAGCGGCCGGAUACGGAGCCAGCAGUCCCAGUUUCCAGUUUGAAACCAGCCCUGACUCAGCCUUCUCCAUCUCCAGUGAGAGCAGCCAGGUCAUGCUAAUCGCAAUUUCCUCAGCAGUGGCCAUCAUUCUGCUCACUGUGCUGCUCUACGUCUUGAUUGGGAGGUUUUGUUGCCACAGCAAAUCCAAACAUCCUGAUGAGAAAAGACUGCACUUUGGCAACGGCCACCUGCGUUUGCCAGGUAUUAAGACCUACGUCGACCCCCACACAUAUGAGGACCCCAGCCAGGCUGUGCAUGACUUUGCGAAAGAGCUGGAUGCCUCCUGCAUAGCCAUCGAUAAAGUGGUGGGAGCAGGUGAGUUUGGUGAGGUAUGCAGUGGGCGUCUGAAGCUACCCAGUAAGAAGGAGAUCUGCGUGGCUAUCAAGACUCUAAAAGGAGGAUACACAGACAAACAAAGACGGGACUUUCUUGCUGAAGCGUCAAUCAUGGGACAAUUUGACCAUCCCAACAUCAUCAGGCUGGAGGGGGUGGUGACACGCAGUAAGCCUGUCAUGAUUGUCACCGAGUAUAUGGAGAAUGGUUCACUGGACAGCUUUUUAAGGAAGCAUGACGCCCAGUUCACUGGAAUUCAGUUGGUUGGCAUGCUGCGUGGCAUCGCUUCAGGCAUGAAGUAUCUGUCUGACAUGGGCUACGUUCACCGAGACCUUGCCGCACGAAACAUCUUAGUCAACAGCAACCUGGUGUGUAAAGUGUCAGACUUCGGCUUGUCAAGGGUCCUGGAAGAUGACCCUGAGGCUGCAUACACCACAAGGGGAGGUAAGAUCCCGAUCCGGUGGACAGCUCCAGAGGCAAUUGCUUACAGGAAGUUUACAUCAUCAAGCGAUGCUUGGAGUUACGGCAUUGUGCUCUGGGAAGUAAUGUCGUAUGGAGAACGGCCUUACUGGGAGAUGUCCAAUCAAGAUGUCAUAAAGGCUGUAGAUGAGGGUUACCGCCUUCCCCCGCCCAUGGACUGCCCUGCUACACUUUAUCAGCUGAUGCUAGAUUGCUGGCAGAAAGAAAGGAACAACAGACCCAAGUUUGAACAGAUAGUCAGCAUACUGGACAAACUCAUACGCAACCCCGGUAGUUUGAAAAUUACAGCCAACACUACAUCAAGGCCGGCCAACUUGUUACUGGAUCGAAGUAGUUCAGAGGUUCCCCCAGUGGGGACGAUGGGUGACUGGAUGGAUGGCAUGAGGACCUUGCCCUGCAAUGAGGCCUUCUCUGGGGUCAGCUACAGCUCCUGCGAUACCCUGGCCAAGACUUCCACAGAUAGAGUGAUUCUGACAGAGGUCCACGUCACACCAGCAACUUGCCCAGAAUGGGAGCCAUCCAUGGGGAUCACCACUCUCUAACACGCAGUUCCUCUCCUUUCGAUUCCUCGGACUCUGGAUGGGAUUUGAAAAAGGUUGGAGUGACAAUUGCAGGACCACAGAAGAAGAUCGUGAGUAGCCUCAAAGCCCUUGAAUCUCACACCAAGAACGGUCCAGUGCCUGUUUAAAAGAUGAGGCCAACAGAGGAAAAUCACCACGUCCGCAGAUUGUUGGAGCUAAUUGCUUGCUUAUACACACUGUGUAUACAUCGUGAUGAUGGCAGAUGACUGAUAGGGGAAAAAAAAGUCUUGGCAGAGAAAUGGGAAGAGCCCAGAAUAGCAAACCAGUUAACUGGUUGACUAUUGAACCCUUUGUUGUUCCACGCUCACGUUGAGAUGCCUUACAGACACAUAAAGCAGCAGGGUUGGAUUUUAAAGAAUUAUUCGAGAACUAACACAGCCGGACAGAACUGGUUCAGGGAUAGAGACGACUGGACCAGGAUGGAAAGGCGAACAAAUGUCAAAGCUGCAGCUCUCGGUAGCAGUCAAGGUGGACGACGUUUCCCUCCAUAAACUGCUCGCCUGGGGUGCUUGCUGGCUCCUCCCACUAGACCUUGUCGGCAACCAGCGCAGAGCACGACUGUGGCAUGGCUUAACUGCCCCAUGUGAUACUCAAAGGAAGACAGCAGCAGCACCUGAUCCAGUGUGGACCCUUCCUGGACUGAUGAAGUCUUGAGAUUCUUUUGCAGCUACCUACACAUUAACUCAAAUCGGUUCGAAACGUUCACGUUCGGUUGUCACAUGAUAGCAAUAAUGAUGAUAAUCAGCUUGCAUAGGAAAACCAUGACCAUGAUUCACUCACAGUAAGCUUUGAAGGUAAGCAAUAACACACUUCACACUCUUUCUAUGAAAAAUGGAAGUUAAAUGUGAUACAAGCAGAUAUUGUAACGUUAUAGUGGCGUUCGGCAAACCGGAAAUCUUUUGUGUGAAAUCUCAGGAUACACACAUGAUUUGAUCUAUAUUUGCUGUAACAAGCGGAAACAGAUGAAGUGAACAGAGCGAACCGAAGCAGGGAAUUGAGAGUACACGGUAAGAGAGAUGAGAGUGAGAAAUUUUGAAGUUGGAAAUGAAAGGUAUAAGAUGAAGCUGUGUUUUUUCCACACCUCACCUUCAGAUAAUCUUAUUGUGCAAUGGAGGUGUUGAACUCCAGGUACUUGAGUUUGUUUUCCUGGGAAGAGAAAAAAUAGUUUCAUUUAGCAGCUCACAUUCUUUAUUCAAUAAAGCUGGGCAUACACUAAUAAUGCUGAAAUGUUUUUCAAAACAAUUCUGAGUUAGCCAAUUUAAUAAUACGACGCAAUUUCAAGUCUUGUACGGCCUCAUCGCACAAUGAUCUGAUGAAAUGUGAGGUGUAAAAAAUCUUCUCUGUCCUGACAGUUUUUACAAGAAUGGUCCAAUUAGAUUUUCCAAAAAGUAGAUGAACAGUAUUAUGUUUAACAGAAGCCAUUGGAAUACAACGUUUCUCUUCAGCUGCUGAUAGAGAUCAUGCAAAACAUUGAGUACCUCAUUGUUGGGUUUGAUAGAUGUUGGGUUCACCACGCUCCUGUUUUGGUUGACGUAAAAAGGCUUUACCAACACUACCAUAUACACACUGUUAAGUAAUCCUAAAACUGAAAUCCAAAUACCUACAGUAUGUCCAGAAAGGGAUUCCCUGAAGGCACCUUUACGUUUGGAUGCUCCACGGUAUAGAGGUACAUCUAUAUGGAUUCUGGUCACAUGAUCAGUAUUAUAAACUGCUACUACUCUAUACUUUUGGAUGAGAACCAUUCAACUACAAGUGUGCACUCUAAAUGCACUUAAGACACAAUGUGUGAGCACUUUCCUUUACGUGGGAAUUUUAAUGGCUUGGCUGGAGAUUAAAUUUACCCAAUGGACAGAAAUGUUGUUGCUUUGGGGAAAAAAACCCCCAGCUCUGUUCGUGGGAUCAGUAUAGCCAGUGUUCUACCUGUGGAUGCCGCUGUUGCUGCUAUGUGAUCUGAUUAACAUGUACAUAGUGUAAACCAUCGUAACCAUAUAGCGACUAGCCCGACGCUUCCUGCAAUAUGUACAUGCCAUCCUUAUUUGUACAAAAUUUUCUAUGUAUAAAAAGAUUACAAAUUGUGCAACAAUUAAAAAAAAAAAGACAAUACACCUCUGUAUUAUACUUUACCUUGUUUUGAAUUAUAUUUGUCAGCCUGUUUUUAUUUUCGACAAUAAAAACGCAAUUGUGAUUACAUAAUUAUUUAUUUGUUAACAUUACACAGCACAGUGUUUUUUUUUUGUUUUGUUCUUUUUAAGAUUACAGUAAAUUAUGUGUCUGUGUUACCUGUGUUUUGUUUUGUUUUUUUACUUAUUUUAUCAACCUGGGACAUCUGAGAGAGCAAUACUGUCAUGCACCCCAUAUCCAGAACCCUUCAUUUCUGUCUCAAGACUGACCCGUGUGUUUGUGUGCGAGUUUACGUGUUCAAACAUAGAUGGCCUUGUCAACUAAUGUAAAAGGAUUUGUAGUGGAAACAUUUAUAUUUUUAUAAUAAAUAUUCUCAAAAUAUUUUCCAAAAAAUUAA
Syngnathus typhle (broad-nosed pipefish) is the source of this 5612-nucleotide messenger RNA. RefSeq names its product eph receptor A3 (gene epha3). The coding region runs from base 95 to 3055 and encodes 986 amino acids. The transcript is spliced from 18 exons. Gene Ontology annotation, molecular function: transmembrane-ephrin receptor activity; ATP binding; protein binding. NCBI's taxonomy places the organism in Eukaryota, Metazoa, Chordata, Actinopteri, Syngnathiformes, Syngnathidae. Gene Ontology annotation, biological process: protein phosphorylation; axon guidance; cell surface receptor protein tyrosine kinase signaling pathway. The record is from RefSeq and is a predicted model, not a curated record. Gene Ontology annotation, cellular component: neuron projection; plasma membrane.